UGAUUUGUUGAAAAAAUUAACACGUGGGGUGUUUUAUUUUUGAUUACAUGAACUUGUGAACCUUGUUUCUGCUUACAAAAACUGAAGAGCCCAUUUCAAACAAGGCCCAUAUUCUGAUUGAGCGGCCCUAUUUUACCAAACCACCUACUAAUGAACACUCUCAAGUCACCUCAUUCGAGUUGGAAGUUCCCUUUAAAACAAUUAUUUUCAGACACAGAGAGACUCAGACAGGAGAUAUGAACUGCGGAGGAAAGGUGGUCUGCGUUACCGGAGCUUCCGGCUACAUAGCGUCUUGGAUUGUCAAGCUUUUGCUCCUCCGUGGCUACACCGUCAAUGCCACUGUUCGAGAUCCAAGUUUGUUCCCAACUCUCUCUCUCUUCUUUAUUUUAAAAAACAAACGACUGCAAUUAUUAGGGACGAUUAUGAGUAGCACAAAUAGAAUCAAAAUCGGAAUCUGGCUGAAAAAUCUGACGGAAUCAAACCAAUUAUGUCUUUACUUAAAUUACAUACAUAACAUCCAAAUCGUUCUUUUUUUUUUUUUUGAGACAACCAAAUUGAAAUUUGGGACUUUGAUUAGCUGUUGUGUUUUGAAUGAUGACUUAUUAAUUAGACAAUAUUUUUCCGACCUUUAUAAUUAAAUUACCAAAUACGGAAAGUUCAGAGAACUCAUUCAGGUUCGUACCAAGUUUUGACUUUUGAGGGUACAAGUAAAAUCAUUCUUUUGAACUUUGAACUUUGAAGUGCAUGUUGACGUUAUACUCUUCUUCAGAGGACAAGAAGAAAACAGAACAUCUUCUUGCACUAGACGGUGCAAAAGAAAGACUCAAAUUGUUCAAAGCAGAUCUUUUGGAAGAAUCUUCUUUUGAUCAAGCUAUCGAUGGUUGUGAUGCUGUCUUCCACACUGCUUCUCCAGUUCUAUUCACUGUCACAGAUCCUCAGACUGAGCUGAUUGAUCCAGCCUUAAAGGGUACUAUUAACGUCCUUAAUACAUGCAAACAAGUUUCUUCUGUCAAGAGGGUCAUUCUGACAUCUUCCACGGCUGCGGUUCUCUCUCGUCAGCCUCCUAUUGGGCCAAACGACCUGGUGGACGAGACUUUCUUCUCCGAUCCAAGUCUAUGCAGGGAGACAAAGAAUUGGUAUUCACUCUCCAAGAUUUUGGCCGAGAAUGCAGCGUGGCAAUUUGCCAAAGACAAUGGAAUCGACAUGGUUGUGUUGAAUCCUGGAUUUAUUUGCGGACCACUCUUGCAACCAACUCUUAACAUGUCGGUAGAGCUAAUUGUGGAUUUCAUAAAUGGUAAGAACCCUUUCAAUAAAAGAUACUACAGGUUCUCGGACGUAAGAGAUGUCGCCUUGGUUCAUAUCAAAGCGUUGGAGACUCCUUCAGCCAAUGGCAGAUACAUCAUCGAUGGUCCAAAUAUGAGUGUAAACGACAUUAUAGACAUUCUUCGGAAGCUGUUCCCAGAUUUGUCUAUUGCUGAUACGAAUGAAGAAAGUGAGAUGAAUGAGAUGAUAUGCCAAGUGUGUGUGGAGAAAGUGAAAAAUUUGGGAGUAGAGUUCACUCCUAUGAAAUCAAGCCUUAGAGACACUAUUGUUAGCCUCAAGGAGAAAUGUCUUUUAUGAUUCUGUUCGUAUAUUUGUAACUAUUAUGUGUAUUUUUAUUUUGUUAGUAUUACUAAUUCAAGUGGUUUAAGUUGUUGAGACUCUUUAAAAUCUAAGCAUUUUAUAAACAAUAAUAUAUAAUUAUUGUUUAGGCU
Molecule: messenger RNA, 1754 nt
Organism: Arabidopsis thaliana (thale cress)
Lineage: Eukaryota; Viridiplantae; Streptophyta; Magnoliopsida; Brassicales; Brassicaceae
Product: NAD(P)-binding Rossmann-fold superfamily protein
Exons: 4
Coding region: 745-1620 (291 amino acids)
Source: RefSeq, marked reviewed